Molecule: messenger RNA, 859 nt
Organism: Colossoma macropomum (tambaqui)
Lineage: Eukaryota; Metazoa; Chordata; Actinopteri; Characiformes; Serrasalmidae
Product: lysozyme C-like
Exons: 4
Coding region: 68-514 (148 amino acids)
Molecular function (GO): lysozyme activity
Source: RefSeq, a predicted model, not a curated record
AGGGCAAGGCAGAACACACACAACACUCAGCAACACUUCCAGACGUUCUUUCUCGUCCUGUAGCACAAUGAAGAUUUGGGUGUUCCUCCUGCUGGUGGCGGUGACCAGUGCCAAGGUGUUCGACAGAUGUGAGCUGGCGAGAACGCUGAAAGCAGCUGGAAUGUCCGGCUUCAAAAACGUCAGUCUGGCUGACUGGGUUUGCACGGCCUACGCAGAGUCCCGCUAUAACACUCAGGCCACCAACAAAAACACUGAUGGCUCAACGGACUACGGCAUUUUCCAGAUCAACAAUCGCUGGUGGUGUUCUGAUGGCCAGUACCCCAGCUACAACAGCUGUCGAAUCUCCUGCAGCCAGCUACUGACUGAUGACAUCUCCACUGCCAUCCAAUGUGCCAAGAUCAUUGUGAGUCAGCAGGGCAUCUCAGCAUGGGUGGGGUGGCGUAAUACAUGUGAGAACAAAGAUGUGAGCCACUACAUCGCAGGUUGUGGAGUUCAAAUGAAGAACACUGAUUGAUGGGCUGCAAGCUGAAUUAACUGCAUCUCAUGAACAAUAUUGUGCCACUUCUUUAGCACAUAGUUUAAUGUUUUUCUUUCUCAUGAACUAUUAAAAGCAAUUGUGCUGUAUUUGCUUAACUUAAAGCUUAUGAGGCAGAUAUCAGUUAUUAUUUUGGUAAAUAUCUUCACAUGCGCAAGUUAUGCAAUAUAUUAUGCAAGCUUUUAGAAGAAGACGCUGCAAAUAGCAAAGGGGAAAUGCAUUAUAAUAGCAUUACAGCAUUAUAAUCAUUAUCAAACUGUAAUAAUCAAGACCUGUAUAUAUCAACAUGAGAAAAGCAUCAAAUAAAUACCUAGAACAUGCAAA